This is a messenger RNA of Linum trigynum, 716 nucleotides long. The record is from the annotation of a GenBank genome assembly. Lineage: Eukaryota; Viridiplantae; Streptophyta; Magnoliopsida; Malpighiales; Linaceae.
GGUGAGGGUUUUGCCUACAUUUUAACAACCAAGAUCGUCCUUUGCUGCUGCUUUUGGAUUGAGAACUCGAGAAACUCUAAACCACGAAGAUCACUGCAUUUAACAAUCAAAAGUGUCAAUUAUUAGAAAACCAGAACAACACAAGAGUGAGCGCACCGCACCGCUGAAUCUCCCCCAAAUUCAAAAAUCUCCUGAUCGAAUCAGAUCUAGACACCAAUUUCAGAAUCUCCUCGAACUCCAGCUCGUCGCAGGGGAUCCGCAGCGGGCCGGCGUGGGCGAAAUCGAACUCCUCCUCGGCCUAAGCCAGGAUGCGAUUGAAGAUUGGAUGGUUCAGGUGCGUCACCCGCACGACGAAUCUCCGACAGCUCCCGCUGACGCAGAUGGCAACGUGGCAUGAACAGGAAGAGAGGAAGCGAGGAGCAGAGCAGGAUUUUUACGGCCGGGAUCUGGAGUUCUUACGACCAGGAGCAUGGGAGCGAGUCGUGACGAAGAGUACUACCGCAGAGCAGGAUUUUGGCGAUGCCACUGGACGACCUAUUCCCCUCGACGAACUCGUUAGCAGCCGACGACGGCGGUGGUCGCGGAGCGCUGGACUAAGAUAGAACGACGGCGUUGCAGAGGAGGAGAGUCAGAGUUUGGGCGGCGCCGUUGGACUUCACCCGACGACGACGGUGGUCGCGAUGCUUUGGACGGAGAAAGAAAGGCAAAGUUGACGA